AUGACUUCCCUCAAGCAAUUCAUCCGCAACGUGCGAGCCUCCAAGACCAUCGCAGACGAGCGUGCCGUCGUCCAAAAAGAAAGUGCCGCAAUCCGAGCCAGCUUUCGAGAGGAGAGCGGAGACUCCAACAUCAGGAGGAAUAAUGUCGCCAAGUUGUUAUACCUGUUCACGCUGGGGGAGCGCACACAUUUCGGCCAGAUAGAGUGCCUGAAACUCUUGGCCUCUCCCAGGUUUGCAGACAAAAGACUGGGAUAUCUGGGGACGAUGCUGCUCUUAGACGAGAAUCAAGAAGUCCUCACCUUGGUUACGAACUCGUUGAAAAACGACCUCAAUCACUCGAACCAAUAUGUCGUUGGGCUGGCUCUCUGCACCUUGGGCAACAUUGCCUCGAUCGAAAUGUCGAGGGACUUGUUUCCCGAAAUCGAGACGCUGAUAUCUACCGCUAACCCCUACAUACGUCGAAAGGCCGCGCUGUGCGCCAUGCGAAUAUGCCGGAAAGUCCCAGACCUGCAAGAACAUUUCCUCGAAAAGGCCAAGGUGCUGUUACAGGAUAGAAACCAUGGAGUUCUCCUAUGUGGAUUGACCCUGAUAACCAGCAUGUGCGAGGCGGAUGAGGCAGAGGGUGGUGAAGAAGGCAUAGUCGAAAUGUUCCGGCCAGUAGUUCCACACUUGGUCCGCACCUUGAAGAGUCUGACGAGCUCGGGAUACACGCCUGAACAUGACGUUUCCGGGAUCACAGACCCGUUCCUACAGGUCAAGAUCCUGCGUCUUUUCCGAGUGCUGGGGCGGGGGGACCCGGCGACCAGCGAGCAGAUCAACGAUAUUCUGGCACAAGUCGCCACCAACACCGAGUCCUCCAAGAAUGUUGGGAAUGCCAUACUGUAUGAGGCGGUCCUCACUAUCUUAGACAUUGAAGCCGAUUCAGGUCUGAGGGUGCUGGGCGUCAACAUCCUAGGCAAAUUCUUGGCCAACAAGGACAACAACAUUCGAUAUGUCGCCCUCAACACGUUGAUUAAGGUGGUUGCCAUUGAGCCCAACGCUGUUCAACGGCAUCGAAAUACGAUACUGGAAUGCCUGAGAGAUCCGGACAUCUCCAUCCGACGACGGGCGUUGGAUCUCAGUUUCACCUUGAUUCGGGAAGAUAAUGUGCGGGUGCUCAUACGAGAAUUGCUGGCUUUUCUGGAAGUCGCCGAUACCGAGUUCAAACCCGUGAUGACGACGCAGAUUGGCAUUGCGGCAGAUCGAUUCGCCCCUAACAAACGUUGGCAUAUCGAUACGAUGCUGCGGGUUGUCAAGCUGGCCGGAAACUACGUCAAGGAACAGAUCCUGUCGUCUUUCAUUCGCCUCAUCGCCACCUCGCCCGAUCAGCAAACUUAUGCAGUUCAGAAGUUGUACGCGGCUCUGAAAUCCGACAUCACACAAGAGGCUCUGACUCUGGCUGCUGUUUGGGUCAUUGGCGAAUACGGCGACGCGCUCCUUCGUGGUGGAUCAUAUGAAGAGGAAGAGCUAGUCAAGGAAAUCAAGGAAGCCGACAUUGUCGACCUGUACACGACAAUACUCAACUCGACAUAUGCGAAUCAAGUGGUGACCGAAUACAUCAUCACUUCUGCCAUGAAGCUGACGACGAGGAUGUCUGAUCAGUCACAAAUUGAACGGAUACGGCGCCUCAUGAAUUCCAGAACAGCCGAUCUGAGCAUAGAGAUCCAGCAGAGGGCCGUUGAAUAUAGCAACAUGUUCGGCUACGACUCGAUCCGAAGAGGUGUGCUGGAGAAAAUGCCGCCACCAGAAAUCAAAGAGGAGCAGCGGGUUCUCGGCCAGUCCACCACGCCUGCGAAGGACAAGAGAAAGACUCUGAAAGCGAAAACAAAUGUCAAAGUGGCCAAGACGACAGAAUCCGACAUGCUUCUUGAUCUCAUGGGCGGAUCGGACGUGCCUGCUGUGGACACCAGCGCCACACUGAACGGCCAACAACAGACAGCAGAUCUGUUAGCAGAUAUCCUCGGAGGCGGCAGCUCGGUUUCAAGUCCCCCACCACAAACAAAAAGCCCUGCACCAUCCGCCAACGCGAAUGCCAUCAUGGACCUGUUCGGCAAUGGAACCCCCAAACCCGCCAGCCCUGCGCCGGGAGGACCAGCAUUACACCCUGCCUACAACAAGAACGGUCUGUCCGUUGCGAUUCAAGUAUCCAGAAGUGGUUCCGCAUUACAAGCCAUUGCAAGGUUCAAAAAUACUUCCGCUUUCGAACAAAUGUCGAAUGUCGGCUUGCAGGCUGCAGUUCCGAAGAGUCAAAAGUUGACCUUGCAAGCGAUCAAUAAAAGUACACUGGGACCCGGUGACGAGGCUACUCAGGGCAUGAAGGUUGUUGCGGCAACAGGGGCCCUUCCCCCAAAACUCCGUCUACGUUUGAAAAUCUCGUACACCAAGGAUGGGGGCGGCGCACCAGUGACGGAACAGGUCGACUGGACGGAGCCGUGA
Molecule: messenger RNA, 2475 nt
Organism: Fonsecaea erecta
Lineage: Eukaryota; Fungi; Ascomycota; Eurotiomycetes; Chaetothyriales; Herpotrichiellaceae
Exons: 5
Coding region: 1-2475 (824 amino acids)
Biological process (GO): receptor-mediated endocytosis; intracellular protein transport; Golgi to vacuole transport
Cellular component (GO): AP-1 adaptor complex; membrane coat; Golgi apparatus
Molecular function (GO): clathrin-cargo adaptor activity
Source: RefSeq, a predicted model, not a curated record